AGGUCGACCAGCGCCGACAGUGUCCUGGUUCAUGAAUGAGAGGUUGAUCGAAGGCCACGUCGAGGAGAUCGGGAAUCACAUGAUGGUGAAUAAGUUAAAAAUCGCCGGGGUAACAAGAGAUCAUCUGAAUUCCACUUACAAGUGCCAAGCCAGUAACACCAAGCUGAUGAUGCCGUCAGAAAAGACGGUCCGUCUCGAAUUGCUGUUGCGACCUCUAUCAGUGGAAAUAAUAAAUAAACCUCGACAGUUGAUUGCCAAUGAAGAGAUCUCGGUUCAAUGCGAAGUGGAGGGUUCCAGACCCAGGGCUCUUGUCUCGUGGAGCAGAGAUAAUAGGCCUUUUAGGCGAGGGAAGGUUAUUUCACAAGAAAACGAAACGUCUGUAAUUACAACGCUGACUUUCGUUCCAGUUCCAGAGGAUGACAACAGCAUUUUCAAAUGUGUUGGAGAAAAUCCCAAACUUAACGGUGUUGGACUAGAAGACUCAUUUAAGUUCAAUGUUGUUUAUCCCCCGCAAGUGGUUCUUCAUCUGGGAAAUACUUUAAAUCCAGAAGACAUAAAAGAAGGAGACGACGUUUACUUCGAGUGUAGCAUCAAAGCAAAUCCCAAGGAGCACAGAAUCUUAUGGUAUCAUGAAGGUAACAUCGUGAAUCAAAACAUGUCAUCAGGAAUCAUCAUCAGUACUCACAGUUUGGUUCUUCAAAAAGUAGCAAGAUGGCAGAGUGGUUCUUACACUUGUUUGGCUGCCAAUCCCAGGGGAGAGACUAUCAGUGAUCCUGUCAACCUAAGAGUUAGAUUCGCACCUGUAUGCAGCAAAGACACUGAUAUCACAAUCAUUGGAGCAUCUUUGGACGAAAUGAUCAAAGUCAGAUGCCAAGUAUCAGCAGAUCCUACCGAUGUUGAUUUUCUGUGGCAAUUCAAUAACAGUGGCGAAAGCUUUGACGUGUCUCCUGCCCGUUUCGCAACAUCCAGCGGGAACGUCAGUGAAUUGAUGUAUACUCCUGCCUCUCAGAGGGAUUACGGGACGUUAACAUGUCUUGGUACCAAUUCUAUCGGGAAACAAGUAGAACCUUGCGUCUUCCAGGUGGUUCCGGCAUCAAAACCUAGUUCCCUAACAAACUGCACCCUUCGAACAAUUAACAACCAAACAUCUGAAACAAUUGAAGUAGAAUGCAGAGCUGGCUAUGACGGAGGUCUUCCUCAACGCUUUGUUUUAGAAGCGUAUGAUACACACAACAUGCGACUAAGACUGAACCAAAGUAUAGUAGAUACAGAUAUUCCAAUCUUUCGAUUGGAAUUGGGAGAGCUGUUACCAUCUCCAGCCUCGAUACGAAUAAUACUUUAUGCUGAAAAUGCCAAGGGCAAAAGUGAAAAAGUUGUGAUGGAUGAUAUAUUACUUAAUGAUGCUGAAAAGAGGACAGAUGGCAACAACAAUGUGAGCCUAGUUCCCUUAGCUGCUAUAUUAACCGGAUCUCUUCUUACACUGGGUUUAGCAGUUCUACUGAUAGUAGUUAUAGCUGUUAGAAGAAAAAGAACGUGUGAUGGGGAAAUGCACUGCCCGCAUCAUAUUAAUAUUGAUGCUUCCAAACAAAAAGUCAAAUCUAGGCAAAGUUCUCUGUUGGAAAUAAAUACGGGUGACAGCAGAUACGUGUUGGCCUAUACAUUGAAACCAGCAAGUGACUGCACUCCUGCUACACAAUUCACCACCAUGUCUUCGUCACCAGAUAUUUUAAACACACCCCGAGGUGCGGAGACAACACUAGGACCAGUGGGUAGACCAGACUAUCUCUACACAAGCUUUGACAGCGCCAAUAGACAUCAAAUACCGACGUCAACUGGUGACAGUUUAAGUAGGAGACUCCGGGACGGCACGUACACAAACUUUACAACGAGGAGAGACCAUAUUAUAGCCGAUUCCAUUCCAGGGCCAGAAAGUUGUGUCUAA
This is a messenger RNA of Psylliodes chrysocephalus, 1942 nucleotides long. The record is from the annotation of a GenBank genome assembly. NCBI's taxonomy places the organism in Eukaryota, Metazoa, Arthropoda, Insecta, Coleoptera, Chrysomelidae.